Molecule: messenger RNA, 3137 nt
Organism: Carlito syrichta (Philippine tarsier)
Lineage: Eukaryota; Metazoa; Chordata; Mammalia; Primates; Tarsiidae
Gene: FBXO34
Product: F-box protein 34
Exons: 1
Coding region: 1-2100 (699 amino acids)
Molecular function (GO): protein binding
Source: RefSeq, a predicted model, not a curated record
AUGCACCUAAAGCCAUACUGGAAACUCCAAAGGGAAGAGUGCCCUCUGGACGUCAGCAGGGAGACACUGAGAACACCUGUGAGCCACCAGAAGGCCCUCAGCGAUGCAGAGUGUGCAGCCCGUAACGUGAAGCCUGCUGUCUCUCCUUCAGCCUCUCUGGGUAAAGCAUCGUCUUGGAGGCCUCUUGAGAUCCUUUCUCCAAAUGUUCUGUGCAGUAUGAGUGGGAAGAGUCCUGUGGAGAGCAGCUGGAGUGUGAAGGCCAAGAAGAAUGCCCAACCUGCAACCAUCCACCAGGGCGAAGGGGAAGGGCUGCUUGAUAUCUGGGCUGUUGUGAGACCGGGAAAUACCAAGGAGAAAAUUGCAUUCUUCGCAGCCCACCAGUGUGGCAGUCGGAUAGGACCCAUGAAAAGCAAAAGCUCCUGGGACAUUGAUGGGCGCGCUAGCAAAAGAAGGAAAAAGUCAGGGGACCUCAGACAAGCCAAGACACAGCUGGAGAGGAUGAAGGAUGUUGGCAGCAGCUGCUACCAGCCUGAAUCUGCUGCGUGUGGCCCUGAGCACUGUUCUGUGCAUUGCAUGAGCGACGGUGAGGAAGGGAUCUGCACCGGGAGGCCCUUGUCGGUCAUCCAGAUGGUUGCCCUCCUCGAGCAAAGAGCCAGUGCUCUGCUGGCUAGCUGUGUGAAGAACUGCACCAACUCCCCUGGCGUUGUGAGGUUUUCCAGCCAGUCUAGAGGCAUGCCCCCAGCCUGUGAGCCCUUCUCUGCCCCCGGAGCGUGCGAGGAACCCACAGAGAGGAGGAGUCCUGAGGUGGGCGAGCCGCAGAGCGAGCCAGUUCGUGUCCUCGACAUGGUUGCCAGGCUGGAAUCCGAGUGCCUGAGGCGGCAGAGCCAGCGGGAGCCAGGGAGCCUCUCCAGAAGCAACAGCUUCCGACAGGGUGUGGGCAGGGUAUUGCUCACCCCCGAUACUGCACAGAAAGGCGUCCCGGAGGCCUCCGAGGCGAAGGUCACGCCUGGGGGCUCUGUGUCUGCAGGCUGUGGCCCCCCAAGAUCUGAGCCGUGUUCUCCUCCAGAGGCCCAGGAUCGGGGUUGCCCCUCACUGCCAGCGGCUGGGAGUCCCCUUGGUGAAAGCGUAGAAGUGGCAUCUGGCCCACAGGCUGUGAGACUCAGCAGCAGGCAUGAUGUGGAGAUGGCGGACGAACUUGCUGGGCUACCUCUGCCGUCACAUGGCUGUUCCCAGAGCACCGAGUUGUCCACAGAUGCUGUUGACUGUGUGACUGGAGAGCUUAUGCUACUGCCUAGCCAAAGUCCUGACCAGAGAAGGAAGGGCUCUCAGUGCAUGAGUGUCACUGUGUCCAAGGCAGAGGACGACCGGCCUUCCAGUUUAAGCUUCCGUGAAGACCCACUUCCGGGGAUGCUAUUUUUCUUGCCGCCCGGGCAGCACCUGCCAGACUGUUCACAGCUGAAGGGAAGCAUGGUAGAAACGUCCCCAGAGGCCAGCCUGCUUGCAGAGCCUGCAGAGGCUGACGAUGCAUCUGAGGUCGGAGGCUCAGCCGAGUCCCACGUGCCAGCAGCCUCCACGGUGGGAGGUGCACUCCAGGUGCCCGAGGCCUCCAGCUGGAGGAAGCCAGUGUCUCAUGACUUUCUGGAGACCAGGUUCAAGAUCCAGCAGCUCCUGGAGCCUCAGCAGUACAUGGCCUUCCUGCCCCACCACAUCAUGGUCAGAAUCUUCCGGCUCCUUCCUACUAAGAGCUUAGUGGCUCUCAAGUGCACCUGCUGCUACUUCAAGUUCAUCAUUGAGUACUACAAUGUCAGGCCAGCAGACUCCCGCUGGGUUCGAGAUCCCCGCUACCGAGAGGACCCUUGCAAGCAGUGCAAGAAGACGUACGUGAGGGGAGACGUGUCCCUGUGCCGGUGGCACCCCAAGCCCUACUGCCAGGCCCUGCCCUACGGGCCUGGGUACUGGAUGUGCUGCCACCGGUCUCAGAAGGGUGUCCCUGGCUGUCAGUUGGGGCUUCAUGACAACCACUGGGUUCCUGCCUGCCACAGCUUCAAUCGUGCGCUCCACAAGAAAGCCAGGGGGACAGACGCAGACGAGGAGUGCUGAAAGCCAAGGGCGCGCCAUCAGAGGCACUGUUUCAGCGCACGUGACUCCUGAGUUGUCUCUGCGAGAGAAACUGCACUUACUCUGUGAGGCUGUCCUUGCUCAGGCAUCUUUUAAAUGCUCCAAUCCCGAGCUGUACGGGAAAACCCGUCGCCUCGUUUACGGCGGCACCUCCCAGCUGACCCAGGUGGUACCCCCAGUUUGAUUCCAUUGGCUGUGAAUAACCACACCUGUCUUCCUGAGUCAGACCUGUCUUCGAGGAUGGAGACCUGUCCCCACCAGAGUUGCUCAGAAGAGCUCACUGCAGACCCUGCAGGCAUCCCUGCAGGCAAGGUUUCUAGACAUGUUGCGGGCGCUGGCAUCGCACAGGAAAUAUGUGGAGCGUGUCCUGGGAAGAGGGGCAGGACUCUCAGGUGGAAGCCAUUCUUGUAAGGAAAAGUCAGGCCCUUACCCUAGCCUUGCGAGCGUGCUCCAUGAGAGUGGUGUUUGUCGUUGGAGGUGGACUUCCUGCCCUGUGGUGUUUACAGUGUAUAUAAUGGUUGUGUUUUCAUAGGGCUGUGAAAAUGCACAUUAAACCCGAGCGCCUUUACCUGUUGACUAGUGCUUUGGCCCCUCUGUAGAGAACUUGGUUGCAAUCCAGUCGCAGAGGACGGACAGCGACGGAAUGCCAUCAUUGCCACAGUGCAGCUGGAAUCACAUAGCGGCUAUGUUUGUGUGUUUUUUAUUGUCUCAAAUUUGUACAUCCUGUAUAAAAUAUGAAUGUUUCCCAAAUAAACUAUGAAUGUUUCCUGUAUAAUAUAUGAAUGUUUCUGAGAAGAAACUCUAAAUAAUUAAAGGCUAACCUGUUCAAAGGAUACCAAAUAAUGGUUUAACUGGACAAGCCGAAAAUUAGCAUAGACAACAAGCCUGUUAUAUUUUAGCCAUCUGCUGAGACUGAGAGAGAACUAUAUAGUCAGAUCAUAACAUUCUUGUCUACUUGAUUCUUUGUCUGGUUACAAAUUUUUUUUUAAACUUCAAUAAAAACAUGCAUCUUAAGUGGA